Molecule: messenger RNA, 588 nt
Organism: Glarea lozoyensis ATCC 20868
Lineage: Eukaryota; Fungi; Ascomycota; Leotiomycetes; Helotiales; Helotiaceae
Product: NADH-ubiquinone oxidoreductase 213 kDa subunit
Exons: 4
Coding region: 1-588 (195 amino acids)
Biological process (GO): mitochondrial respiratory chain complex I assembly
Source: RefSeq, a predicted model, not a curated record
AUGGCGGCCGAUGAGGACCAUCACUUCCAUCCAAAGGAUUCGCUGAAGAAUGCGACCUACUCGGGCGCUGCCACUGGCGCAGGAGGUCUUUGCUUUGCUGCCAUUCAGAACAGCUUAGCCAAGACCAAUGUUGGAGCAUGGUCAGUUAUCACAAGGGGUGGAGGAACAAUUACAUAUUUCGCUGCCAUUGGCGGCGCGUACCAGUUUACGAUGGAUGCCGCUGCCAAUCUACGAGAAAAGGACGACAGUUAUAACCCAGCAAUUGGAGGAUUGGUUGCAGGUGCAGUGAUGGGCCUAAGAUCUCGCUCUAUUCCACAAGUACUAGGUCUCAGUGUGAUGACUUCCGUUCUAAUGGGCGCGUUCGACUACACUGGUGGAGCUUUGACCGGCCCAAAGAAGAACAAGGAGAGGGAUGAAUUUGAGCACAAGGAGUACCUGAGAAAGAAUAGACGCAUCCCACUAGACGAAACGAUUGCACAAUUAGGGGAGGGAAGAGGAAUUUACGCCCCAGGAUACGACGAGCGGAGGCAGCAGAGAAUUAAGGAGAACUACGGAAUCGAUGUACCAGCGAAGUCUACGCAUAGCUAG